AUGUCCGACGUCGAACAAGUUGUGGCACAGCUUCGAGAUGCUUUCGCCCGUUUCGAGAGUGUCAUGAAUGAGACCAACACUAUGCCUGCGGAGGGAAGUUCCGGCUAUGGCCAUCAGUCCGAAUCUUGGCCGGGCGAAGACGUGGGGGUGCAGGCUGGAGACGAACCAGACUCGCCAGUGGUAGGCGAUAGCCGUGGCGUGCUUCUGGCUCCAGUCAGGCGAGGUCGUGAAGGGUAUGACUCUGAAGCCGUCAAGCCGGAGUUGAAGCGGAAGAAGCCACCAUACAGUCGCGACCGAAAUUGGUUUCCGAUUUUUCGAUUUUGCAAGUUUGCAAGUUUGUAA
Messenger RNA from Colletotrichum abscissum, 342 nucleotides. RefSeq lists its product as uncharacterized. The transcript has a single exon. The record is from RefSeq and is a predicted model, not a curated record. NCBI's taxonomy places the organism in Eukaryota, Fungi, Ascomycota, Sordariomycetes, Glomerellales, Glomerellaceae. Bases 1 to 342 code for a protein of 113 amino acids.